This is a messenger RNA of Polypterus senegalus (gray bichir), 1954 nucleotides long. RefSeq names its product tropomyosin alpha-3 chain. The transcript has 9 exons. Gene Ontology annotation, biological process: muscle contraction; actin filament organization. Lineage: Eukaryota; Metazoa; Chordata; Cladistia; Polypteriformes; Polypteridae. Gene Ontology annotation, molecular function: actin filament binding. The record is from RefSeq and is a predicted model, not a curated record. Gene Ontology annotation, cellular component: actin filament. The coding region runs from base 126 to 980 and encodes 284 amino acids.
AAGUUUGUCACAUUCAGCCUGCUCUGCUGAACCCUCUUCUUGUCCCUGCUCUCCUUAAAUUGGUGUGGAUCUUUGGUUUUAAGUCUUUAAGCCUACUGUACUAAGUUAUCUGAACACUUGUCAAGAUGGAAGCCAUCAAGAAGAAGAUGCAGAUGCUUAAACUGGACAAGGAAAAUGCCUUGGACAGAGCAGAGCAGGCCGAAGCUGACAAGAAAGCAGCUGAAGAGAGAAGCAAACAGCUUGAAGAUGAGUUGCUGGCCAUGCAGAAGAAACUGAAGGGGACAGAGGAUGAGCUUGACAAAUACUCAGAAGCACUGAAGGAUGCUCAAGAAAAACUAGAGCUGGCUGAGAAGAAGGCUGCAGAUGCUGAAGCUGAGGUUGCUUCACUAAACCGCCGCAUCCAGUUGGUUGAGGAGGAGUUGGAUCGUGCUCAGGAGCGACUAGCUACAGCAUUGCAAAAAUUAGAGGAAGCUGAAAAGGCUGCAGAUGAGAGUGAAAGAGGUAUGAAGGUCAUUGAGAACCGUGCUCUAAAAGAUGAAGAGAAGAUGGAACUUCAGGAGAUACAGCUGAAGGAAGCUAAACACAUUGCGGAAGAGGCUGACCGCAAGUAUGAGGAGGUUGCCCGCAAGUUGGUAAUCAUUGAGGGAGACCUGGAGCGCACAGAAGAGAGGGCAGAACUUGCAGAAUCCAAAUGUGCAGAGCUGGAAGAAGAGUUGAAAAACGUCACCAACAAUCUCAAAUCCCUUGAGGCACAGGCCGAGAAGUAUUCUCAGAAGGAAGACAAAUAUGAGGAGGAAAUUAAGAUCCUGACAGACAAAUUAAAAGAGGCUGAAACUCGUGCCGAGUUUGCUGAAAGAUCAGUUGCUAAACUGGAGAAAACUAUUGACGACUUGGAAGAGAAACUGGCUGUCACCAAAGCAGAAAAUGUGAACAUGCAUGCCAUGCUGGACCAGACCCUCCAAGAGCUGCAUAGCUUGUAAACUGUUCUCCCUCCCCCACCCCCCACCCCACUUGCAUCACUGCAGCUCCCUGAACUGCUACAGCAGCCCCUGCCACCCUUGCUUGUGCCCUGUCCUGUCUGACUUUGCAUUCCUGGGGGUUCUGCCUUUGCCACAGUGUGUGAAUUUAACAGCUGUUUUCAAGUUUUUAUCACAGCUGCCUUGUGGUGAUGAUGGAUCUUCCUGUGUACCAUGUUUCUCUUAAGGAGGUUAGAUUUUGCACAUAUUUGAAUGCAGAGCUCAAAAGUACAGUGCAACUGGAAAAUCCACAAAUUAUAACUGUGUGCUAAAAAUACAGUUUGCUAGUUACCCUUUUUUCAAUACUGCAUUUUCUUGGAAAACACUGUGAACUAGAAAUACUUAUCAGCAGCAUAUUUCUAGAAUGUGAUGUAGCCAAGGGACCAAAUAUUACUCUACUGCCAAAAUUCCCCUUCCCCCAACCCACCCUCAUUCAGGGAUCAGAGGUCAUGAGGGCAACUCUGAGAGCUGUAGGAAUGUCUUAAGUGUGGGAAGAGGCUAAUAAAAAUAAUGCAAAAGGCAGCAAUAUGCCUGUUUUAAUGCUUUAUUCUAAAAGGGCAACAAAUCCCCCCCACCCCACUCCCCUUUUAAUGCCUAAUGUGUUGCUGUUUUUACAGAUUUUGUAUGGUGCUUGUGCCAAUAAAAGCAAAUAGGUGUCUAUAGCCACCCUUAAACUUUAGAUGACCGUAAUGGUAGUUUUUUGUUUUUUUGAAACAUUAAUGAGAGUGAUAACUUUUGAUGAUAUUUUACAUGGAUUUCAAAGAAUCGAACAAAUGGCAAUAUUCUAAGAAACAAAAUGCUAUGGUUUCCAGCAUUUUAAUCUUUCCCUCCAGCAAUUGCUGGUAAAUAGACUAACAAUACUCCAGUUUGGUAACUCCUUUCACUCCCCAGUCAGAGCCAUGAUCUGUUUGGUUCUGUGUCCAUUUCAUUUAAUGUUU